UUUUACGCAGAAAAGCGGCUCCGUAAAAUCUUCCGCAAAAACGUGAAAAAGUUCCGUAAAAUCGAAAACCGCGGGUGCGUGCGACUCUCCCCGGUGGCCAGCCGUUAACCAGAACCGGCAAAGUGGCCCAACGGUGUUCGUAAGCGGUGAGAAAAGGCGCGUGUGCAGCGGGGGCAGAAGAACCGGCCCCAACACCCCACCACGAGAUGGCUUCAGACGAAGAAAUCGACGAGUCAAUCGCCGAGGAGGAAGGUGGUGCGAUGGAUGAAACGGCGGACGCUUCACUAGCGGCCGAUGCCGAGGACGCAUCGGACGAGGAAGCAAACGCGAAGAGCAACGCGCAGCAGGACGAGGACGACGAUUACGAACCGGAAGAUAGCCGCAAGAAGAAGAAGGGCAAAAAGCGUAAGGCACGGAGCAGCGACGAGAAACGGGGCCGAAAGAAGAAAAAGCGCAAGAAGAACGACAGCGGGGAUGAGAGUGACCAGAAGCAGAGCGAUGACGGUGGCAGCUCAUCGGCCGCGGCGGCGGCUGCUGCAGCCGCUGCCGCAGCAGCCCAGGCCGAAUCGGACUACGAAUCGCGUCCGAAACGUGGCCGCGAUCGCAAAAAGGGUAGCAGCGGAAGCAGCAGUCGUAGCGAGUCGGACAAGAAGGCCGCGGCGGCAGCGGCUGCGGCUGCCGCAGCUGCUGCAGCAGCAGCCGAAGAGAAGGAGAAGAUGCCCUCGAUCCAAGAAGUCUGCAGUUCGUUCGAUCUGACCGACGUGAAGAUUGAGUACACGGAGGACGAUUUCGAGAGUUUGGUCACGUUCAAGAUGUUCCAGACGCACGUUCGACCGAUACUGCAGAAGGAAAACCCGCGAGUGCCGACCGCCAAGCUGAUGAUGCUGGUUGCGGCCAAGUGGCGCGAGUUCUGCGCCCAGAACCCCAACAUCCCGAGUGAGGAUGCAGCGGGUGCGGGAGAGGACGAGGCACCCGAGACACCGGAGUACGUACCGAAGUCGAGCCGCUCGCGUAGCAAGACCGAGAACAAGCACGACGACAUGGUGUACGAUGAUGAGGAGGAAGAGGAAGAGGAGGAAACACUCGAGCGGGAGCGAUCGCAGCGCAAGAGCAGCAAGAAGGCGAGCAAAAGUGGUGGAAGCAGUAGCGGUGGCAGUAGCACCCGGAAGAGUAGUGGUGGUGGUGGUAGCAGCAGCAGUAGCCGGAAGCAGAAAGUCCCAACGCUGAAGAUCAAGUUCGGAAAGCGCAAGAACGCUAGCUCGGACGAGGAGCAGGACGCGAGCGGUGCUUCGGAGCGUGAUUCGGAUGCCGAGUUCGAGAAGAUGCUACAGCAAUCGGAGGAAAUGCCCGAGAAACCGGAGCGUGGUGAAUCUUCUUCCGGUGCUGGUGGUGCUGGUAGCUCAUCGGCAGGCACUGCCGCCGGUGCCGAGGGUGAACCAUCUUCAGAUCAGCCACCGGUGCGCAAGAAGGCCAAAACCAAGAUCGGCAACAAAUCGAAGAAGAAGAGUAAGGCAAAGAAGAGCAAGUUUUCGGCGGAUGGAGGCGAAGAGGGUGAACACGAGCAUCAGGAUUACUGUGAGGUGUGUCAGCAGGGCGGUGAGAUCAUUCUGUGCGAUACCUGUCCCAAGGCGUACCAUCUGGUGUGUCUGGAUCCGGAGCUUGAGGACACACCGGAGGGUAAGUGGUCUUGCCCGACGUGUGAAGCGGAAGGGCCAGCCGAUGAGGACGAUGAUGAGCAUCAGGAGUUCUGUCGGAUCUGCAAGGACGGUGGGGAGCUGCUGUGCUGCGACAAUUGUCCCUCGGCGUACCAUACGUUCUGUUUGAAUCCACCGCUCGAUGACAUUCCGGAUGGGGAUUGGCGUUGCCCGCGCUGUAGCUGUCCACCGUUGCCGGACAAGGUGCAGAAGAUUCUGACCUGGCGCUGGACCGAUAAACCGAUACCGGGAUCAGCGGAAGAGGCCAAAGGAGGCGCACCACAGCAGCCAACUCGUCGCCGGGAGUACUUUGUGAAGUGGGCCGAGAAGUCGUACUGGCAUUGCGAUUGGAUUACGGAGCUGCAGCUGGACGUGUACCAUCCGCUGAUGUUCCGCUACUAUACGCGAAAGUACGACAUGGAGGAACCGCCGAAGCUAGAGGAGGCUCUCGAUGAACAGGACAACCGGUACAAGCGUAUCCAGCGUAUGAGGGAAGGCGGUGCGGACAUUAACGAGACCGAGCUGGAGGAAAAGUUCUACCGGUACGGUGUGAAGCCCGAGUGGCUGAUGGUGCACCGUGUUAUCAACCAUCGGACGAUGCGCGACGGUCGGACGCUGUAUUUGGUAAAGUGGCGCGAGCUACCGUACGAUGCGGCUACCUGGGAGGACGAUGAGGAUGACAUUCCGGGACUGAAGAUGGCCAUCGAGUACUAUAUGGAUCUGAGGGCCAACUGUUCGCAGGACAUUGGUGGUGGUAGUUCGGGUGGUGGUGGUGGUAGCAGUAGCAGCAAAAAGAGCAAGAAGAAGGGCCGCCGUCGUGUGCGCGAGCUAGAGGAAGAGGAGCGUACGGUGGGGCUGAAGCGCUAUACACCUCCACCGGAGAAACCGACGACGGAUUUGAAGCGUAAGCUCGAAGUGCAGCCACCGUAUCUGGACGAAACUGGCAUGCGACUGCAUCCGUAUCAGCUCGAGGGUAUCAACUGGUUGCGUUACUCGUGGGUCCACGGAACGGAUACGAUCCUUGCCGAUGAGAUGGGUCUGGGUAAGACGAUCCAAACGGCCACCUUCCUGUACUCGCUCUACAAGGAGGGUCACUGUAAGGGUCCGUUCUUGGUUGCGGUACCCCUGUCGACGAUCAUCAACUGGGAGCGUGAGUUUGAAACGUGGGCGCCCGAUUUCUACUGCAUUACGUACGUCGGCGAUAAGGAGUCUCGAUCGGUGAUCCGCGAGAACGAGCUGUCGUUCGAGGAGGGUGCCGUGCGCGGUGGCAAAGCGUCACGUAUCCGCGCCAGUUCGAUCAAGUUCAACGUGCUGCUGACGAGCUACGAGUUAAUUACGAUCGAUGCAGCCUGUCUCGGGUCGAUCGAUUGGUCGGUGCUGGUGGUGGAUGAAGCCCAUCGGCUCAAAUCGAACCAGAGCAAGUUCUUUAAGGUGCUAAAUGGUUAUAACAUCGCGUAUAAGCUGCUGCUGACCGGUACACCGCUACAGAACAACCUCGAGGAGUUGUUUCAUCUGUUGAACUUCCUCAACAAGAACAAGUUCAAUGAGUUGGCCGAGUUCCAGAGUGAGUUUGCAGACAUUUCGAAGGAGGAGCAGGUGAAGCGACUACACGAGAUGCUUGGGCCGCACAUGCUGCGUCGUCUAAAGGCGGACGUACUGAAGAACAUGCCGACCAAGUCGGAGUUUAUCGUGCGCGUGGAGCUGUCGCCGCUGCAGAAGAAGUACUACAAGUACAUCCUGACGCGUAACUACGAGGCACUGAAUCCGAAGGGCGGUGGUGGUGCCUGCUCGCUCAUUAACAUCAUGAUGGAUCUGAAAAAGUGCUGCAACCAUCCGUACCUGUUUGCGGCCGCCGCAGAGGAGGCAACGCUCGGUCCCGGUGGUAACUACGAGCUGCAGUCACUGACGAAGGCCGCCGGCAAGCUGGUGCUGCUGGAGAAGAUGCUGAAGCUGCUGAAAUCGCAAGGUCACCGAGUGUUGAUCUUUUCGCAGAUGACAAAGAUGCUGGACAUUCUGGAGGACUUCCUCGAGGGGCUCGGGUAUAAGUACGAGCGCAUCGACGGUGGCAUCACGGGCAGCAUCCGUCAGGAGGCGAUCGAUCGUUUCAAUGCACCCGGAGCGCCACAGUUUUGCUUCCUCCUGUCGACGCGUGCCGGUGGUCUCGGUAUUAAUCUGGCCACGGCCGACACGGUCAUCAUUUACGAUUCCGAUUGGAAUCCCCACAACGACAUCCAGGCGUUCUCGCGUGCCCAUCGUAUCGGACAGGCGAACAAAGUGAUGAUCUAUCGGUUCGUGACGCGCAAUUCGGUCGAGGAGCGUGUCACGCAGGUGGCCAAGCGUAAGAUGAUGCUGACGCAUCUGGUCGUACGGCCCGGCAUGGGUGGAAAGGGUACAAACUUCACCAAGCAGGAGCUGGACGAUAUUCUGCGCUUCGGAACGGAGGAACUGUUCAAGGAGGAUGGCAAGGAUGAGGAAGCGAUCCAUUACGACGAAAAGGCGGUGGCGGAACUGCUCGAUCGGUCCAACAAAGGUGUCGAGGAGAAGGAGAACUGGGCGAACGAGUAUCUGUCUUCGUUCAAGGUGGCCUCUUACUCGACGAAGGAAGACGUUGAGGAGGAGGCGGAAACGGAGGUCAUCAAGCAGGAGGCCGAGAACUCCGAUCCGGCCUACUGGGUUAAGUUGCUGCGUCACCACUACGAACAGCACCAGGAGGACCUCUCGCGAACGCUCGGCAAGGGCAAGCGUGUGCGGAAGCAGGUCAACUACACGGACGGUGGCGUUAUCCAGACAGAUCCGGUGAAGGAAGAUUCCACCUGGCAGGAGAACGUGUCCGAUUACAACAACUCCGACUACUCGGGCGCUUCGGAUGAGGAUCGUGAUGAGGAUGACGAGGAGAGCGAACUGGGACGGCGCAGUCGUCGGCGUAUCGAACGGAAGGAGGCGGAACGGGACAACCGGCCACUGCCACCGUUGCUGGCACGUGUCGGUGGUAACAUUGAGGUGCUCGGAUUCAAUGCAAGGCAGCGCAAGAGCUUCCUCAAUGCGAUCAUGCGCUACGGCAUGCCACCCCAGGAUGCGUUCCAUUCGCAGUGGUUGGUGCGUGAUUUACGUGGCAAAUCGGAGCGCAUCUUCAAGGCGUAUGUGUCACUCUUCAUGCGUCAUCUGUGUGAACCGGGUGCGGACAAUGCGGAAACGUUUGCGGACGGUGUACCGCGGGAAGGUCUCUCGAGGCAGCACGUGCUCACGCGCAUUGGUGUGAUGUCGCUGAUCCGGAAGAAAGUGCAGGAGUUUGAGCACAUCAACGGAUACUACAGUAUGCCGGAGUUGAUCAAGCGUCCCUGCGAACCGGUGAAAGCCCCGCAGCAAAUGUUGGUAGCCGCUGGUGCAUCCGGACUUCCGGCAAUCGCGGGUACCUCGGGCAUAGCAUCGCAACAGGGCGCUCCCGAAGGAGGUACGGCUUCGACAUCCGCUGCUACCGCUGGUACCAGUGAGACACCGAAAUCGGCUACGACGAGCACGAGUGCUACACCGGCCACUAGUGCCGCUCCAAGUCCGGCGCCAAAUGCUGCCCCUGCCGGGGACAAGGAUGACGAUGCGCAGACUGACAAGGAAGGAAAAGAGGACAAGAAGGUAGCAGCAGCGGAGGAAACAAACAGCACCGGUGGGGAAGAAGGUCCUGCGAAGAAGGAGAGCACGACCGCCACCGGCUCCGAGACGGACAAGAAGCCAACGGAUGCUAAUGAGGAGGGUGCGGAUGGUGAAGGAGAGAAAAAGAAAGAGGAAAGCACCGGUGGCGCUGCUACAAAGGACGAACCGAUGGAAAUCGGUGAUGACGAUGGCGAUAAGCCCAAGCGGCCUGCAGCGGAUGAUGGCGCGGUGAAAAAGGAAGAACCAGGCGCGGCCGAAGGCGAGGAGAAGGUGAAAUCCGAAUCGUCGGAUGCAGCCCCACUCGAGCUGAAGAAGGAAUCGUCUGGUGAUGUGAAGAGUGAGAAGAAUGACGAGGACAAGAAACCAGCAGUGGCCAGCGGCGGUGAGACGAACAGCGCUGGAACUGGUGAGGAUGGUGCUGCUGCAGAGAAGGCAGCACCGAAGAAGGAAGAACCACCGUCCACGGCGGGUGCAGGCGAUGACGACGAUGAUGAUGAUGAUGAGGUGAAGAUCGUCGAGGUUAGCAGUGUGGUUCCGGCUAAGAAAGAAUCUGAUGUGAAACCUACGGUCACGGCAGCACCGCCUGUCCCAACGACAACCACCACUACCACCACGAUCGACGAUGAUGACGAUGACGAUGAUGUGGUGAUCGUGAAGGAUGACGAUGAGGAGAUCGUACGCAAGCCGGAACCGGUCAAGGAGAACCUGGAGGUGCACAAGCGUGCCUUCAUGUUUAACAUUGCGGACGGUGGCUUCACCGAGCUCCAUACGCUGUGGAUCAACGAGGAGAAGGCAGCGGUACCGGGGCGUGAGUACGAAAUCUGGCACCGUCGGCACGACUACUGGCUGUUGGCCGGUAUCGUGACGCAUGGGUACGGUCGGUGGCAGGACAUCCAGAACGACAUCCGGUUUGCGAUCAUCAACGAACCGUUCAAGAUGGAUGUUGGCAAGGGGAACUUCCUGGAGAUUAAGAACAAGUUCCUCGCUCGUCGCUUCAAGCUGCUCGAACAAUCGCUCGUGAUCGAGGAGCAGCUACGCCGAGCGGCACUACUCAAUCUGGCCCAGGAUCCGGCCCAUCCGGCGAUGGCACUGAACGCGCGCUUCGCCGAGGUCGAGUGUUUGGCCGAAUCGCAUCAGCAUCUGAGUAAGGAGUCGCUCGCCGGCAACAAGCCGGCCAAUGCCGUGCUGCACAAGGUGUUGAACCAGCUCGAGGAGCUACUGUCGGAUAUGAAGUCGGAUGUGUCACGGUUACCGGCUACCCUGGCCCGCAUUCCGCCCGUCGCCCAGCGGCUACAGAUGUCGGAGCGUUCGAUCUUGUCCCGAUUGGCAGCAACCGGCAAUACGGUGCAGCAGAACCCACCUCUCUCACAGUUCCCGCAGGGUUACCAGGGCACGACGCUGCCCGGAUUUGCGGCCGCUGCUGCCGCUAACUUUGCCACCUUCCGGCCCACCUUCUCAGUACCCGGACAGCCGGCCAACUUCCCGAGUGGUGGCGGUUCCGGUAGCUCCAGCUCGAGCAAGUAAAGCAAGUCGCGCUGCUCUCGUGUGUCGAAUUUCUCUCGAUCAACUCAAUAAGCCGACGAUGCUUAUCGCUGCUAUCAAUUCCGUUCCGCGGUUCGCGGUAUUGCGUACCGAUAAAUGGGAGAGAUAAUCCUACUCUGCAAAAUGUGGAGGAUGCGGAGGUUAUCAAUGUAAUGUAUCAUUUUCUGUGUCAAGAGGAUGACGUUCUCGUUCUCUUCCACUGGGCGAUUCGAUUUAGAAUUAAAAUAUCUCCUUUUUUUAAUCUAUUCUACUAUAAGAAGUAAACAAAAUGCAAGUAAUACACACAAACAAACAAACACGACACACACUAUUGCACAUACUAACGGGCAGUUUGAAGAUGGCGCGAAUGCAGGAGUCUGUUUAAGGUUUAAGGCACUAGAACUUGGAGUACGGUUUACCAUAAGUUUUCAGUGUGACAGGACUUUACGCGAGAUUGAAAAGCGGGGGAAGAGAUGGUGUGCCCGGAUUACUUCAAGAUCUAUACAGUGUGGAAGAAAACGAUUACGGAUAAGUUGGUUAAGUGAACUAUAUGAAUAGCAGCAUCACCAGCAGCAACAAUAAAAAAAAAGUAGUAAAAACAACAUUCAAAAACAA
Molecule: messenger RNA, 7478 nt
Organism: Anopheles aquasalis
Lineage: Eukaryota; Metazoa; Arthropoda; Insecta; Diptera; Culicidae
Gene: Mi-2
Product: chromodomain-helicase-DNA-binding protein Mi-2 homolog
Biological process (GO): chromatin remodeling
Cellular component (GO): chromatin; nucleus
Molecular function (GO): chromatin binding; DNA binding; ATP binding
Source: RefSeq, a predicted model, not a curated record